AAAAGUUGUGGCAGGCCACAAAUCCCUCUCCAUGGCAACAUUAAAUCACACGUUUUUACGUUCCGUAGUAAGGUUUAUUUUGAAUGUAACCCCGGCUUCAAGUUGGUUGGAGACAAGUAUCGCCAAUGUCAGGCGAAUCAAACAUGGAGUGGACGUGCGCCAACCUGUAAACGUAAGAAAUGAUGCUACUUAGUGUUUCAUUAGAUGCUGUUUUACUAAGCAAAUGGAAAGCUCUCGGAGAAAGGGGAAAGAGCGUGAAAAUACAAAUUAGGGACUCAGCGAGCUCCCCAGAAAUAAAGGUAUCUUGCAAACGACAAGUAACAUUCAUGCCAUAGAUUUCUUUGGGGACGAAUCUCUCGUGAAAAUUCGUGUUACCUGUUAUCCAAAGUCCCCACUCCCCUUCCUUUAAACAACUUAAAAGUUUUAUUAUGGUCAGUCCUCAAAGUGAUGGACGAGCGAACAAAUUGGAGCUAAGUUUGCUGUUGCUUUAUAAUUAUCUCCAUAUUAUUUUUGUCCCUUAAAGCAAUUGAUUGCGGCAGGUUGUCAACUCCACAUAAAGUUUUAAUAGUUUCGGAAACCGGUCACACGCGAUUUGGCGGUUACGUGAAAUAUCGGUGUAAGGAGAAAAGCUACGAGCUGAUUGGCUCAGAGACUCGAGUUUGUCAAAACGAUGAACAGUGGAGCGGAGUGGAACCUUCAUGCCAAAGUAAGUACUAUUCUUUUACAAACUAACUUUAACAUUACACCUAUUUUCAAAAGAGAAUGAUUCAAUUUGCAAAGGCCCAACCUACAUCCUUCGCGCACUUUUGUCUCGCUGUUGUUCAAACUUAGUGUGUUUUAUGAAAGCCUGCGGUAUUCAAAAUGUCACAGACCGUGCCAUUUCGUUAUUGGCCAUUUAAUCUCAUUAUCACGUGAACGUUUGUGUUGCAAACAAAUUGAAAAUUACAUCGUCUUAAUAGAUAUGUGAUAAAGUGAUCCUAAAUUUUAUACGCCCUUGUAUUCCUGAAGGAAUUUCACAUUUGAAAUUUUUUUUACAGUUAUAAACUGUGGGAAUCCAGAUACCCCAGCGAAUGUGAAACAAGUUAGUAUUACAAAUGGUUUUAAUUAUGGUAGCUCGGUGGAAUUCGCUUGUGAGGUGAAUUACACUUUGGAAGGAUCCAAAAUAAUAACCUGUGGGGAAACAAAAGAGUGGAGUUCAUCUGCCCCAAGUUGCCUUGGUGAGUAA
This is a messenger RNA of Pocillopora meandrina, 1225 nucleotides long. The record is from the annotation of a GenBank genome assembly. NCBI's taxonomy places the organism in Eukaryota, Metazoa, Cnidaria, Anthozoa, Scleractinia, Pocilloporidae.